Cordyceps militaris CM01 is the source of this 3141-nucleotide messenger RNA. RefSeq lists its product as uncharacterized. Gene Ontology annotation, molecular function: toxin activity. The transcript is spliced from 2 exons. NCBI's taxonomy places the organism in Eukaryota, Fungi, Ascomycota, Sordariomycetes, Hypocreales, Cordycipitaceae. The record is from RefSeq and is a predicted model, not a curated record. Bases 1 to 3141 code for a protein of 1046 amino acids.
AUGUCACUAUGCGCCGGCACACUGCAGAACCAAGUGAGAGAGCCAAGAAAGUACAACUCAGAUAUGCACGCUGGGGAGAUGGAAAGGCAUCUAUCACGAUAUGCAACGUUGCAAGUUGCUGUCAAUGUAUACCCAGUUUUCCGCUCAGCAGCAUUGUGCUGGAAGUUGGACAGUCAACUCGGAAUUUCUGGUCGGACCAAGAAGUCCACGUCUGCGUUAUGCAACUAUUUCGAGCUUCAUCAAGCCUUCUUCGUGAAGAGAGUCGAGCACUUUUUCGGCCACACAACUACUACAAAGAUGCGCCUUUCAUCUUUGAGCGCAUGCGUCCUGCUCCUUGGCCCUGGUGCAGCAGCACUGAGACAUGGCGAGCCAAACAACCAGGUGGCUGAGCCACUGUGGGAGACGCCGCACAUUGCCCAUCAUCAACGUCGAGACGGUCACAUCAUAGAGAGUGGUAAGCGCAGCAGCCACAGAGCGCAUCGGCAGCUUCAUGCCCGUCAGGCACCACCUCCACCUCCACCUGGGCCGCCGCCGCCGCCGCCACCGCCAGGUUUGGGUGGCCCUAUCAAGAAGCCGAGCGCGCCAACCAGCCAGGUCAAGAUCAAGGUGGGGGAGCUCUGGCGUGGCGAGACGUUCCGGAAACCGGAAGACGUCAGGAAAGCGGGCGGUUUCGAGUCCCAUGCUAAGCGAAUUUUCGAGGGAACCCAUCCAGACUACCCAAAAGGGAUGACACAAGAUGCGUUCAAGCUCGGGAGCAGCGUCUAUCACCACUCUAAGAAAACAUGUUCCUGUUCUUCCUAUGUUUCCAUGAGCGCCAGCAAGGACGAAGCGACCAACUUUGCGAGCAAGCAGACGGCAGAGAAGACGUACAUCUACAAAAUUCGACCAGAGACCAGCAAGGUCGUCGACGUCGCCGGCUCUCUGGGCGGUGACAGACACCUCACGUGGUCCAAGGAAAAGGAAAUCGCCGGUGUCUACGAGGUGCCGUGGAAGCAGGUCAUUGGCUGGCACGAAGGCACGCCGACCAAGGCCGAAGGGGGAGGCAGCGAAGUCAUCUUCAGCGAAUUCAUCUCCAAAGGGGACGUCUACCCCGACGACCCCCUCCCCGAAGAAGUUCCUUUGUCUGGGGACUUUGAGAUUCGCUCUGAGCUCGCCGGUUUCCCCGAGGGCCAUCUCGGAAGAACCGAGUUGCCGUGGAAGGAAUUCAAUGACGUGCCCGUAGAGGAAUGGCUGAACGAGUACAUGCUGCAGAGAAACUUCAACAAGGACGACGUGCAGUUCAAGGCGGCGCGCAAGGCGGAGGAGUGGGGGAAGCUGCCCUGCAGCAGCCAGAAGCGCAAGAGAGCGGGUGCCUCGGAGGCAUGCGCGCGUGUCAACCAGGAAGCCGUCGAGAGCACGGGCGAGGAGGCUGGAAAGCCAAGCAACGCUGAGGAGGAAGGAACAAAGGCGCCGACUCCAGACGACGCCGGCUCCGGCUCCGGCGCGGAAGAAGUCCCUGAAAUCACCGAAAAGUGGGCAACCGCAGCUGAAGAAAUCUCCAAGAGGGAGUUCAUCGAUCUGACCACCUCGCGCGGCCUGGCAAAGGUGACCAAGGAGAAGUGGAAGCUGGCGGUGACCGAGUUGCGCGGCAAGUGGCUGGGCUACACGGCGCUCACGGCCGAUUCUCCAAAGUUUAAAACCGCCUAUGGGAUCGCGGGGAAGCUGGCAAAGCCCCUCGAAAAGAAUUGCAAGCCCCUCUGGGUCUUGGGCAUCGUCGACGCCUUUGCCCGCAAAGUGUCGGCCCUGGAGAAGACGGCUGCCAUCACGGCUCUCAUCCCGUUUGUCGGCUGCGCAGCCGACGCCGCCGCCAAGGGAGAAAAGGGCAAGAUCAGCCCCCUCGAUUCGACCUUGUGUGUUCUCGCCGACGGCCUGCUGUUCACCCCGUUGUGGCCGGUCGCCCUCGUCAUCCAGGUGGUCCGGGCCGUCAUCAACGCCUUCGUCCCUCCCGAGGUGCCCGAGCCCCCCGCGCUGCUGAAAACUCGCGACACGACGUGGGCCAACUUCCUCGACAACACCAUUUACACGUACAUCUACUCGGACAAGUACGCAUCGCCGGAAAUGACGUUUCGUGAGAAGCUAAACAGCACGUUCGCGGCCGAGGAGCUGCUCGUCGUGUCCGACGUGGCCGCGAGCAUUGCCGCGACAAACGUCACGGGGCAGAGCGCCCUGGAGGCCGAAAAGGACGCUGCGAGGAAAGCCGUCAUUCUCAACGGCACGCAGGCCGCGACCGCGGAGCUGCGCGCCGGCAUCUCGACCGAGGUCCGGCGCCGGCAGCGCAAGGCUCUGCUGGACCUGCCGGGCAAGCUGGCCACCAGCUCGGGUGUUUCGCUGAAGCCGCUCGGCGAGACGUUCCAGAAGGAAUACAUUGCAAAGCUCGCGUCCGAGGAGUUUAGAAAAAAGUAUCUGAGUCUGUUCAAGGGUAACGAGGCAACGGUGCUCGAGAAGCUCAAAAAGGCGUCCGACUACAUCCAGCCGAAGCCGCUCGCGAUGCCGACCACGUUUGACAUUGCCUACAUUGUCGGGCAGUCCAAGGCCUUGGCGGAUAUCGACCCCGACACCCUGUCGGCGCGCGAGUUCAUCGUGGACCAGGUGCAGAACCUGACCGAGGCGCGCGCAAACUUCUACGCUCUGCACCAUACCCUGCAAAUCGCAAAACUGCUCCGGGGUGGCGGAGAGGACAAGCUCGACACGCUCUGGCCGACGGACAAGACGGAGUCGAUCCGACCGCUGCAGCAUCUCAUCGCCAUGAAGUACGGACGGUUGUUUGAGGAGAUCAAGAUGCAGCAGGUCAACAAGGAGAUUUCGGGCAACCAGGGCCGGGUUCUAAGCCCGCACACGGUGCACUUUGUCAGCCAUCCAAACAUCCCCCUCGUCAAGGAUCCGGACGGGGUUAUGGAGACUAUCUCGUAUCUGGGUAUUAUUCUCGGGCUCAAGGAGGAAAUCGUCCGAAACAUACCGCGUGGGGUUCAGACGACUGGGUGGUCGGAUCUGUUCAAGAACCCAGACGUGAUCAAAUCCCUGCUGCUGGUGGAAAUGGAUCUGCGCGCGAAGAACUCCAAGGUUAGCCAGGCUGGCAGCAAGCCGAAGCUGACCAUGCUGUGA